Messenger RNA from Phialemonium atrogriseum, 1378 nucleotides. RefSeq lists its product as uncharacterized. The record is from RefSeq and is a predicted model, not a curated record. The transcript has a single exon. The coding region runs from base 186 to 1295 and encodes 369 amino acids. NCBI's taxonomy places the organism in Eukaryota, Fungi, Ascomycota, Sordariomycetes, Cephalothecales, Cephalothecaceae.
CAAUUCUACAAGUUCUGCCUUCCCGCAAGUACUUUUCUCCUCUAUCAUAUCCUCUAUCAUAUCCUCUAUCAUAUCCUCUAUCAUAUCCUCUAUCAUAUCCUCUAUCAUAUCCUCCUCCUAUUUUUCAACCCCCAGCAGUUUCUCGCCCAGCCCUCCUCUCGGCGCUUUCUUCGCAAGCAAUUUCCAUGAGCGACUCACAGCCGAACCCCACUGCUGCAGCGGCGGAGGAGGUGACCUGGCAAGUCGCCUUCUUCGCACUCGUUCCGCUCGCGCUUGGUGCCAUGGUGCAGCCUAUUGGCCGCGUGAUGGACAUGCCCCUACGACACAGCUUCUGGCUGCGGUCAUCGCCCAUUAUCUGCGUUGCCGACAUGCUGCACUUUUGCAUCCGCUAUGCCGACCGCUGCAUCCAAGACCGGCGAUUCCUAGACCAGUUCAAGGCCGAGCUCUCAGACCGGUUUCCCAAUGGGCUCCUGGAUCCAGAUCAAAAAGCUGUGGAGAAAACGGCUAUAGUGAGGUGGAUCAUGAUUCUUCUAGGCGUGGUCCCAUGCCAGACCGUUAAGCUGGUUGCUAUGAAAGGGGUGCCCAUUUCAAAAGCAGUCGCUCUCGCCUUUUUCCUAGCCAUGGUAUUUGGCGAAGCAGUCAACCUCUCCGCCUUAGCAUUUUUGACUAAACACGAGGAUCCUAUUCAACCAUCGACUCCUGCAGAUCAGCCGGUUAAACUAGCGACUCUCGCCGACAAGCCUUACAGGAAAUCCCGAUUAGCAUCCUGGAUCUUGUGGAUGCUUCCACGUCUGGCGGAGGCGAUUCACUUCUUGGUGGUACAAUACAUUAUUUUAUGUCUCUGGUCCAUCAGUGCGGCGGAAUUCUUCAGCUUCGCUAUGCUUAAUACAGUCUUCCAAGUUGGCACACUCACUCAGUCUGGGAACAUUGAAAAGGGAGAACUCAAUAUGUUUCAAAACUCUGGCUUUGGCCCAAUUUUCGUUAUGCUAGGCUGUGGGCACCGAGUGUUAUUUUCUUAUGUCAAUUCUGAUCCAAAGAGUGUCUUUAGCAAGGUGGUUGCAGUUGCCCAUCUCAUCUGUUGCGCUCCCAUUUUUAUCGUGUGGUCAUCAAUCGAGGCGCUGGAAGCAAUCUCCGAGACGACCAUGGGAAGCAGAAUGGGUGUUCCCACGGACAUGGUUGGACAGGCCAUGGUAGUGUUCUUCCUUGUCAAUGUCACCGCUUGUCUUUUGGGGUACGCUUUCCUGUUUGAUGGGUCAGGCACUGUGAAUCCAAGGUGGACAGGCAUAUUCGGGUAGAUAUUAGACCGUAUGCAGGCGACAACUGUUGCAAACUAUGCACACCCACUACACAGGGCUGCACUGGCCCACUCACAAAAGAG